CAGACGUGAUCCGGCAGGAAAGAGAAGCGCGAGAAAACACAGGCUGGGAUGAGUUCGGUGGCGGCGCCCUAUGGGGCCACCACCGCCAUGGCCGACCUCGACGCUAUCACUGAUGAGGAGCGACUCAGGAUAAUGUGGCAGCAAGCGGAGGACUUCGGGGAGCGUCGGCGGAUCAGGGCCAGGAUGUACAAGUUGAGGGAGCAGCGUCUGAGGGAGAUGAUGCAGAAUGACGAGGAGAGCUUGGGCACCCUUAACGUCACUGAUGACGGAGGCGUCACAGAGUGUUCAGAGACAACCAUCACCGUCGAGGGAGGGAGUGACAGUACCCGACGCUCCUCUAACAUACAGGUGACAAUGCACGUGGAUGGGGACUCUGCCGUGACUGAAUCCAUAUCGACACAGAACGUUCGUCUUGGUGGACUUACAAUGCGUGGGGUGGACACCGUCUCCCUCGAGGGCCUCCAGCCAGAUGACAUCAUAGAAGAACGUAUUCGCAAAGCUAGUGAGGAUCGAGCCACCAGGUUCCAGCGUAUCAUGGGUGAGCUGUCAGACAGCGAGGCCAACAGCGAGGGAGAAGCUGUUGUUUCCAUCACAAAGAAUACUUACUCUAUUCAGUCUAAUGCUCUGGCCGGUGGAGGUUAUCUCUCUAUGAAGAAUAAGGAAGUUCGAGACUCUGUAUCUCCCACGCGCAUCAUGAGAGAACGCAGAUCUUCUGCUGAGGAUGAAACUUCUGCCAAUGAAGGCCGCCUUAUUUCAGAUGACGAGGUAGCACUCAAGGCUGACAGUGAAAAUGUGCUACAAGCUAUGCAAACAUCCACCUCUAAAACAUCCUCCUCCAGAAAAACUUCAAAGGAAGAAAAGACAUCAACAAGAACAACAAGGUCCAGACAAUCAGAAAUACCGGUUCGUAAAGAAUCAUCAUCUCGGAGAGUUAGUGAGAGGAAGACUUCCAAAGAGUUAGAUCUGAGCUCAGUUAAACGUACUGGUGGAGAAAAGACAUCCCCAACAUCUCCCACAAAACACACUCCAGGAGAAAGUUCAUCUAGAAGCCAAAUGCCACGAAGAACGGGUGCUCAGAAGGAAGCUCCUACCUCACCUGCCAAGUCUCCUACAAGGACAAGCAACAAGGGUGUACCUUCAAAAAAAUCAAAGCUGGCAGAAAUAGAGUCCAAAAUGGAAACGUCUAUCAUGUCUGAGUUAGACAAACUAGAUUCUUACCUUAAGGCAAGUGUCAGUGAUGAUGAUGAUGAGAUAAUCAUGGAAGAAGAGGAGGACUGUGUGGAUGACUCUGGCAACAUUGUGAAGAUGCUGGUGCAGACACGUCGCAAGAAAGAUGGUACCGAAUGUACUGCUCGUCGUGUGGCCAGGUCAACGAAAGUUGUCAAUACUGAGAGCGAAAUUGACGAAAUUCUUAUUGGAAAUCCAGACCAUGAAGUGUUAGAGCGAGACGUUGCUGAGGAGGAAGACAAGGAAGGUAACAAGAUAAAAAUCAUCACUGAAACCCGGCGCAGACCCGAUGGUAUUACCUAUACUACUAAGAACAUCUUAAAGACUUCCAAGAUCUUUGAUUAUGAUCAUCCUGAAGACGUUGCUUAUAAUGAAGAGGAUGAACUUAUAUCCACUGAUGAAACUGAAGAAACUGAUGAGAACGGAAUUACAAUCCAGACUAUUACCGAGACGAGGCGCAAACCUAAUGGUAUGGAAUACACUACCAAAAAGGUUUACAAAACUUCUAAAGUCAAGAGCACCCAGAUCACUCCAUCAGACGAUGACGAAGUGAUCGACACCAAAGAGACAGAAGAGAAAAAGGAUGAUGGAUCGAUCAUUCGUACUGUGAUCGAGACCCGUCGUACCAAAACGGGUGAGGAAUACACCCAUAGACAGGUUUUCAGAUCACGUAGAAUGACGCUCUCAGGAGUAGAUCUGCAGAAGGGUUUACCCAUCAUGCAAAAUGAUGACGAAGUGAUUAAUAAGAAAGGAGAAGGAGGAGACAGAUGA
Molecule: messenger RNA, 1998 nt
Organism: Cherax quadricarinatus
Lineage: Eukaryota; Metazoa; Arthropoda; Malacostraca; Decapoda; Parastacidae
Source: RefSeq, a predicted model, not a curated record